Staurois parvus is the source of this 360-nucleotide messenger RNA. The record is from the annotation of a GenBank genome assembly. Lineage: Eukaryota; Metazoa; Chordata; Amphibia; Anura; Ranidae.
CCGGGAGAGGCGAGUCGUUUAUCUGCUCAGAAUGAGGAGAGUCUGGGCAGUCUCAUCCAGGAGACGGAGACGUUCCUGAAAACGCGAGACAAGGAGUACCAGGAGACCAUCGACCAGAUCGAGCUGGAACUGGCGACGGCAAAAAGCGACAUGAACCGACAUCUCCACGAAUACAUGGAAAUGUGCAGCAUGAAGAGGGGCCUGGAUGUCCAGAUGGAGACGUGUCGCAGACUUAUAAAGGGAUCGGUUGGCAGAAAUUCUCCGUCCACAAGUUCCGUGGCCAGCAGCGACUCAGGGAACUCCGACGAGAUGCAGGACGAGUUCGAUAAGGACGGAGACGGAGACAGCGCCAUCAGUUGA